UUCAGUUUCCGCAUGUACAGCUACAUCUAGUGAUUAUCUCUCUCAAGAACUGGAACUGGUAGAGGAGACGAGUUUUGCUCAAUUUCUCAAGCAAGAAAAUGGGUAGUAGAAGGAAAACUUGUUCUAAAACUAUAUACCAAAGAGGCUACCGCUCUUGACAACGUUUUGUAGUCCCAGUUGUAUCUUCUAUGCGUGUUCUUUGCCAAGUGUGGGCACUGAUCACGCCUAGAGGCUUGUGAUAGGACCACAAACAUCAAAUUUGAAGUAUCAGAAAUUGGCACGGAAGAAGCCCCCUCGGAGAAGGAAAGGGAAGCAAAAGAGUCGGAAUCAUCGUCCAUCGGGUUCUUCGUUUCAAUCGUUUGUUUCGCUUUCGUUCGAUGUCACUGCGAUGUCACUCGGUCAAAUAAACCAGCUACAACAUGUGAAAAAGAGGAAUUUCUGUCUUUACUACCAUCACUAGAUGAUGAGUCGACGCCUGUCCCCGCUCUUAUUGAAUCCCCUUCACCCCCCGAAGGAAGUCCCAAGGAUGUAUCGCAAGUUAGUCUUUCUUCUUUCCUUCGGUUUGCUGACUAACAUUUGAAAGAAAAUCCAGUUGAUAGGUAGCCGUAGACGUGGAGGCAACACUUGUAGGAGCUAAUACAGUAGGUCGUAACUAUAGAUCCCUUCUAUCACUUUUUCAUUUUUAACUGAGCGAAGCUGGGUUUCAGUUUCAUUUACUACGUCGAUCUUCAAAAAUGUCAGAAGCUGUGGGUGGUGCAACAGGGAGCAAGGACCUCCCCCCACAGCCGUCAAUCAGCGAGCCAGGUGCGUCAACGAUGCUGGAAUCAAUAGGACAGUUUUCAACCUUGUUCGACAAGUAUGUGUGCACUUUUUCGGAACAGGAUAAGGUAAUACAUAAAUUUGUUAAGAUCGAAAAAACUAGUGACGAGGAGAAGAACUCUUUGGCGUCUCUUUGUAGUUUCUAGUACAAAAAAGUCUUUUGAAAAAGGAGGAUCAUGAAGAGAAGUAUGAACAUGUUGUAAUCCCCAUCUCAGCUUCGAGAAUUUCGCAGAUAUAUGGCGGAAAAGAAGGUGACGAACUUUAUCGUGAAACUGUAUCAAUUUUGCAAUGACGCAAGGAGAAAAGACCAAUACAUGGAGCAUGUUGUGCAGGAUUUCCUUUGUACUGCAUUUUUUCCUAUGUCGUAGUAGAUCCGUCUAAAGCAUGAAAUACGUGGGGGAGCAAGAAAAAUUGCUAUCACUUUUGUGGACGCUCCUGCUGCAUUACGUCAACUUCAUCAGAAAGCUGGCUUUUACAAGUAACUAGUGGUAGUACGACAAUAAAACGGGAUGAUCUAUUUCACAUUCGGUGGAGAUCGAAGUGACCUUUUGGCGUUUUUCUCAGGUUCAUACCCUGGCGAAAGUGAUGCGGAUAUCGAGGGUCUGCUCGAACAGAGGAUAGACGUGAGGAAUAGCAAUGUUAGGCUAACGAAGGAUAUUCCGCGAUACGAGCUUGUAGUGACAAUUGCAAGAGAACUGCCAGCAAACGGCUGUGCUACCUGGGGUGAGGCUGCGAACGCACUAGGUAAUCUUCGUGCUAUUUGAUUGAUCGCUAGAACACUAUGUUAUCUUCGCCGUGAGAAUACUUAUUUGGUUUCUAUUCAACCACAGAACUAAAAUUUAUUUGAGCAACCACGUUCCUUACCUACAAUGCAUUCUCAAUCAGGUAUUGUGAUCGAGCGACAUCCAAAGGUAGAUCCUGAGGGUGAUUUUCCUUGGAAAACGCGGCGCGCGUUCAUCGAGGAGCUAGAGAAGAUGCAUCGAGACAAAUUGACUUCUGCAACAGCAACUUUUGAGGAGCUGAUGGCGCGUGCGAUACCUCCUCCACACGAAGAGGCAGCAACGCAUGAGGGGGGCGAGUAA
Amoebophrya sp. A25 is the source of this 1901-nucleotide messenger RNA. Lineage: Eukaryota; Dinophyceae; Syndiniales; Amoebophryaceae. The record is from the annotation of a GenBank genome assembly.